AUGUACUCGUUGCGGGUGGUGCGGGAGCGGCCGCCGUGCCGCACCCGCACUUGUCUAAAGUUGCAUCACCCCACUCCUAAUGUGAGCAUUUCUUUAGAGAGGCAGACGCCCACGUCGCCGCCGCGCCGCGUCGCUAUCGACCCACCCAGCUACGUCAAGCGAUACUCAGCGAUACUAAGUGAUACUGACAGAUACCAAGCGGUAUUCCACACCUACGGUCGAGACACGAGGCGGCGACGAGGGCGCCUCGAGGCAUGGAAGCCCGAUGCC
Molecule: messenger RNA, 270 nt
Organism: Iphiclides podalirius (scarce swallowtail)
Lineage: Eukaryota; Metazoa; Arthropoda; Insecta; Lepidoptera; Papilionidae
Source: the annotation of a GenBank genome assembly